Messenger RNA from Xiphias gladius (swordfish), 1483 nucleotides. RefSeq names its product proteasome 26S subunit, ATPase 6 (gene psmc6). Gene Ontology annotation, biological process: positive regulation of RNA polymerase II transcription preinitiation complex assembly. Bases 57 to 1226 code for a protein of 389 amino acids. Gene Ontology annotation, molecular function: ATP binding; proteasome-activating activity; ATP hydrolysis activity. Gene Ontology annotation, cellular component: proteasome regulatory particle, base subcomplex; cytosolic proteasome complex. NCBI's taxonomy places the organism in Eukaryota, Metazoa, Chordata, Actinopteri, Istiophoriformes, Xiphiidae. The record is from RefSeq and is a predicted model, not a curated record. The transcript has 14 exons.
CGGUGACGCCACACAGCGUAGUGACGCUGCAGUUCCCCAGAAUUCAGUGGGGGAUCAUGGCGGACGGCAGGGAGAAAGCGCUGCAGGACUACAGGAAAAAAUUACUCGAACACAAAGAGGUUGACGGGCGGUUAAAGGAAUUGAGAGAGCAGCUGAGAGAACAGACCAAACAGUACGAGAAGUCGGAGAACGACCUGAAGGCUCUGCAGAGUGUCGGACAGAUUGUUGGAGAAGUGCUCAAACAGCUGACUGAGGAGAAAUUCAUUGUCAAGGCCACCAAUGGCCCCCGAUAUGUGGUUGGAUGCCGCAGACAGUUGGACAAGUCACAGCUGAAGCCAGGCACCAGAGUGGCUUUGGACAUGACCACGCUCACUAUAAUGAGGUACCUGCCCAGAGAGGUGGACCCUCUGGUGUACAACAUGUCCCACGAGGACCCUGGCAGCGUCUCCUACUCUGAGAUUGGAGGCUUAUCCGAACAGAUCCGUGAGCUGAGAGAGGUGAUUGAGCUGCCUCUGACCAACCCCGAGCUCUUCCAGAGAGUGGGGAUCAUCCCCCCUAAAGGCUGCCUGCUCUAUGGGCCUCCAGGCACUGGGAAGACUCUUCUUGCCAGAGCAGUGGCCAGUCAGCUGGACUGUAACUUCCUCAAGGUGGUGUCCAGCUCCAUUGUGGACAAGUACAUUGGUGAAAGUGCCAGGCUGAUCAGAGAGAUGUUCAACUAUGCCAGAGACCACCAGCCAUGCAUUAUCUUUAUGGAUGAGAUUGAUGCCAUCGGCGGCCGUCGUUUCUCUGAGGGAACCUCUGCUGAUAGAGAGAUCCAAAGGACUCUGAUGGAGCUGCUGAACCAGAUGGACGGCUUCGACACUCUGCACAGAGUCAAGAUGAUCAUGGCCACCAACAGACCUGACACUCUGGACCCCGCCCUGCUGCGACCCGGCAGACUGGACCGUAAAAUCCAUAUCGAACUGCCCAAUGAACAGGCUCGUCUGGACAUCCUCAAGAUCCACUCUAGUCCAAUCACCAAGCACGGAGAAAUAGAUUUUGAGGCCAUUGUGAAGUUGUCAGAUGGCUUCAAUGGCGCUGAUCUGAGAAACGUGUGCACAGAAGCAGGUCUGUUUGCCAUCCGCUCUGACCGUGAGUACGUCACUCAGGAAGACUUCAUGAAAGCCGUGCGGAAGGUGGCCGAUUCAAAGAAGCUGGAGUCCAAGCUGGACUACAAACCCGUAUAAACCCUCUGUGUGUCAUAGUCUUUUUCUCUACCUGAUGUUUUUCAUUGCAUUGUCCUGGAUUUGCCUUCUUCUAGGCUUCAAGGCCAGAAACAACAGUUUAAGUUUGUAGGAAGCAACAUAUUACAGAGUACAUUGUUCUAACAGUUGCCGGCAAAUUGACUUUCACUCAGUAACUUCUUUUUCCACUUGUUAGUUUGACUCUGGCAUCCUACAAAACACUUGUAUAAAAUAAUUUCAUGUACUGAAAUAUACCAUAA